Messenger RNA from Penicillium macrosclerotiorum, 1947 nucleotides. Its product is annotated as glutathione S-transferase family protein. NCBI's taxonomy places the organism in Eukaryota, Fungi, Ascomycota, Eurotiomycetes, Eurotiales, Aspergillaceae. Gene Ontology annotation, cellular component: cytoplasm. The record is from RefSeq and is a predicted model, not a curated record. The transcript has 6 exons. Bases 1 to 1947 code for a protein of 648 amino acids.
AUGGAUUCGCACCUCCAACGCCCUGCCUCCAGCCGUCCCUUGGUGUCGACCAUCGGGAUUCUUGAUUCUUCCUCUGGUCUGAACACUGACCUCGGCCCUUUCAACCCAGCCAACCCCUUCGCGACAAGCUUUCGUCCAACCGGGAGUGACCCACCGUCAUCGCACCCUCCGCAUGCGCCACAACUUCAUCACUCUUCACAGCUACAACAUGAUGCGCAACAACAGCUUCGUCACGAUUCACACCUUCAACAUGCCCGCCAACUGCAGCAUGUUCCGCAGCUCCAAAAUUCCCCACAAGCCCACCCGUCGCAACUGCAACAAACCUCGCAAAUUGCGAACCCGAUCGUUUUAGGAGAUAGCACCUCUCAAGCACCGGGCAGCGGCCUGGAUUCCUUACAAACACCCUAUACAGCCUUUACACAUCAUGAUUAUGCUGCACUCGCAUCAAAUGCCCCGGAUGCCUCGGGCUUUGCUGGGCAAUUGGAAGGCAUGAAGCUGGUUCCUGAACCGCCUGAUUUGGAUCUUUGGAGAAACAAGCUGUUUAAUGUGGAUGAAAUGAUCACAUUGAGCGAGGAACAAUUCCAGAUCUAUUUCCCUCACGUGGACAACGUUUAUUCCCAUCGCUCGACACAACGAUAUAAACGCCGGCCAUUCGUUUCCCACUACUGGGACUGCCGACUGAAAGGUCGACCACCCGGGACACCCAAAUCCAACGAUCCGAACAAGAAGAAACGUAAACGGACCGUAAGAGAACGGGAUCUCUGUGAUGUUAAGAUCAAGAUUACGGAAUAUUUCCCAACUGCUGAGUCCUUAGAAGGAACUGGGGAAUUCGAGCCUUUGCCGACAGCUGAGCUAUUGCCUGGGGUCCAAACAUUGUUUCCACUCCAAGGUGAUCAUGGGUUUGGAGUACUUACACCUCCUUCUAAUCUGCCGGAGGGCCAUCCCGGAGCAAACGGGGGAAGAUAUUUCACAAUUCAACGAGUGAAUGGGAAUAGUGUCAAUGGAAAGAAUGACAUCACUGAAGGCCAUCGCCAUACGCUUGAAGAAAGCGAUCGCGUGAAGAAGAACAGUGUACAGCGAUAUCUUUUAAAAGAAGAUAAGGAAAGGAAAAAGAAUCCGCCGAUUUCUACCUCAUCCAGAAAUUCUGACGCAUUCGCACAGUACCACAAUAUGGCCGACACUUCACAGCAAAAGACAUAUCAUACUAAGGCGACAGGUGUAGCCUUUGCUACUGUAGCCCGGCAUUCAGCUGAUUCUAACCUCAAGUUAUAUGGAAGUUGCUUCUGCCCAUUUGUACAACGGGUGUGGAUAGCGCUGGAGAUGAAAGGCAUCCCGUAUCAGUAUAUUGAAGUAGACCCGUACAAAAAGCCUGCUUCAUUACUUGAGGUGAACCCACGGGGGCUGGUUCCCGCCUUGCGCCACGAUGAUUGGGGAUGUUAUGAAAGCACCGUGCUUCUUGAAUAUCUCGAGGACUUGAAGCAAGGCGUAGCACUUCUUCCAGAGGAUCCAAAGCUGCGUGCCCACUGCCGACUUUGGGGAGACCAUAUUAAUCGGCAUAUUGUGCCAUGCUUCUAUCGAGUUCUUCAGGAGCAGAGCCAGGAGAAGCAAAUAGCCAAUGCGCAAGAGCUUCGAAAUGCUUUCGAUCUCCUCAUCGCCGCGGCGCAUCCGCACGGUCCCUUCUUCUUGGGGUCAGAGUUGUCGAUCGUAGAUGUCCAGGCGGCCCCUUGGGUCAUUCGGCUUCGUAGGGUACUGAAGCCUUAUCGAGGCUGGCCGGAUGCUGAGGAGGGGAGCAGAUUUGCGUCUUGGGUGAAUGCCAUCGACGCACAUGAGCAUGUGCGAGCAACGACCAGCACAGAUCAACUCUAUAUCGACAGUUAUGAAAGAUAUGCUCGUGAGUGCCUCUCGUUCACCGGGUUCAAAGACUUUGCUAAUAUUGGUCAUUCCUGA